Messenger RNA from Pollicipes pollicipes, 3410 nucleotides. It is a transcript of the gene Dyrk3, whose product is annotated as Dual-specificity tyrosine phosphorylation-regulated kinase 3. The transcript has 2 exons. Gene Ontology annotation, molecular function: protein serine/threonine kinase activity; protein serine/threonine/tyrosine kinase activity; ATP binding. Bases 346 to 2109 code for a protein of 587 amino acids. Lineage: Eukaryota; Metazoa; Arthropoda; Thecostraca; Pollicipedomorpha; Pollicipedidae. Gene Ontology annotation, cellular component: cytoskeleton; cytoplasm; nucleus. The record is from RefSeq and is a predicted model, not a curated record. Gene Ontology annotation, biological process: peptidyl-threonine phosphorylation; peptidyl-serine phosphorylation.
CCGACGGUGGGCGAGCGGGACGUGGAUUGUGGAGUGGAGGCGGUGAGCGGGCGGCGCCGAAGUUCGGGAUAAGUGCAUGAAUUGAAGUACGUUUUAUCACCAUUUUUAUCCACAAUGGUAUGAAACAGUUUUUAUAACCACCUUCUGAGGUGGGUAUGGCGGACAGAAAGCACAAAGCUCCAUUUUGCGGCUUUUGUCGAGAAACCUUUGUGUGGUGCUGCACCAGUGUACAGUGGCGGUCCGCAGGAUCAUCGCCGUGAUUCAGCGUGGGAGGCUCUGAGAAGAGAAACAUGCGAAUAGAUAGGUGUGAGCCGAGCCGCCAGUGAAAGUGCCCGGAACUCGACCAUGCCCCUGUACCGCACAAGAUCUUUAUUAGGAAAUAUGAAUGGUACAACAUCUAACACCCCUGGUGCUACAGAUGGAUACAUUCAGAACAUUGGAGAUAAUAGCAGUGUAGUUCAUCUGCCUCCCUUGAAAAACCAGAAUGGUACGAAUCAGAAUGGAGAGGCAAUGCAAGUACAGCAGCUCAACAUGUUCUACCAAGACACAACACAAACAAAUGGUGAUGCUCAGACUGUGCAAAAUGGCCAGAACAAUGACCAGAGUCAGACAUUGCCACUUAUGCGGCCUGGGACAACAACUGAUGGGAACAGCCAGAGCUCCAGUAGCCCUAUGAAGAAUGGAUCUGCAGCAAAGCCAAAGAAUGUAGUUGCUACUCCAGAACAAAUUCUCAGGGUGUACAAAAGCAAAUUGACACCCUAUGAGCAGCAGGAGAUCUACUCAUACCCAGAGAUCUACUACAUUGGGGCAAAUGCCAAGAAAAAACCAGGGAUCAUAGGAAGUAGUAACAACUGUGGUUAUGAUGAUGACCAGGGUUCUUACAUUCACAUCAUCCAUGAUCAUGUAUCCUACCGAUAUGAGGUGCUGAAAGUGAUAGGAAAAGGGAGCUUUGGGCAAGUUGUAAAGGCCUAUGACCACAAGCAUCAUAUUCAUGUUGCUUUGAAGAUGGUGAGGAAUGAGAAAAGGUUCCACAAGCAGGCACAGGAGGAGAUCAAAAUCCUAGAACAUCUCAGAAAGCAGGACAAGUACAAUACCUUCAAUAUCAUCCAUAUGUAUGAUCACUUCACGUUUCGGAACCAUAUAUGCAUCACAUUUGAGCUUCUUUCAAUCAACCUGUAUGAACUCAUCAAGAAGAACAAGUUCCAGGGGUUUAGUCUGCAGCUGGUGCGGAAGUUUGCACAUUCACUUCUUCAAUGUCUGGAUGUGCUGUAUAGGAACAAAAUCAUUCAUUGUGAUCUGAAGCCCGAGAAUGUGCUCCUGAAGCAGCAGGGAAGGAGUGGAAUCAAGGUGAUCGACUUCGGGUCGAGCUGCUACGAGCACCAGCGGGUGUACACGUACAUCCAGUCGCGCUUCUACCGGGCGCCGGAGGUGAUCCUGGGCGCCAAGUACGGUAUGCCGAUUGACAUCUGGUCUCUGGGUUGCAUCCUGGCCGAGCUGCUGACCGGCUACCCGCUGCUGCCGGGCGAAGACGAAUCCGACCAGCUGGCCUGCAUCAUCGAGCUGCUCGGCAUGCCGCCGCAGAAGCUGCUCGACUCGUCGAAGCGCACCAAGAACUUCUUCAGCAGCAAGGGCUACCCGCGCUACUCGCGCGUGACCACGCUGCCCGACGGCGAGGUGGUACUGGGCGGCGGCCGCUCGCGGCGUGGCAAGACGCGCGGUCCGCCCGGCUCCAACAGCUUCGCUAAGGCGCUCAAGAACUGCAACGACUCGCUGUUCAUUGACUUUCUGCGCCGGUGUCUCGAGUGGGACCCGAGCACGCGGAUCACGCCGGGCAAUGCGCUGCGCCACCCGUGGCUGCGGCGCCGGCUGCCGCGGCCGCCGGCUGAUGACUCGGUGGCAUCGAGCCCCGUCUCGGGCGGCGGUGGACUGCGCGCCUCCGGCUCCGGCCGCCUCAACACGGGCAGCAGCAGCAAACUGAACACGAUCGGCAGCGCCGGCUCAGGCGCCGGCAAGAUGCGCGUCUCGGUGGCCGACGAUGGCGCCAGCACGAUGCAGACGCGCCUGCACACCAAGCUGCCCAGUGUGCCGGUGGAGCGGAUGAUUCCGUGACGGGCUCGGACCGCGGCCUCGGGCGUUUGAUCUCUGGCGGGACGGCGCCGUGCCGGCGUCCCGCCGUGGCUUGUCUCGAUGUUACCAGGACAGGUGGCGCCGCCUGCCGGGCCGCGCCAGUGAGUCUGGCGGCGGUCGGCCCGCCGGCCAGCCGGCGCCGCGCCGCGCCUCGGGCCUGGGCCUGGGCUCAGGCCUGGUGCCGCCGGCGGCCAGGCGCCGCCCGAUGUGACCGUGUCUGCGCACUGUAAAUCCUCGGGCAUUGGAGACCAGCUGCUCUUGCGUCUCACGGCUUUGGGAUACCACCAUCACGUGAUAUUUGCAUCAGCUUCAGUCACAGUAUUAGUGAUUUGAACGAGUCCGGCUCAAUUUCCGUUCAAAACUGCAUAGGCAAAAGCAGGCCCGGAACAGUGCGCCUGACGGCUUAGUUUGUUGAGUUGCCUGCAUGGCAAGUCUUUCUACCUGCGCAGCUGCAACGCCAGCCUCUGAUGCACGAUGGAAAGGGGUGAAAUCCGCCGGCUCGGGGCCCCUGCCGCUGCGCGGGACCGCGGCCGACCGGCCGCCGAACUCAGCUGAUACUUAACGCCGCGCGGAUUCGAUUCCCUGCGAGUCCGCCGGGCGGGCGACGACACUGGAGUGAACGUGUGUCUGUUGAUGCCGAUUCUUGUCGGGAACAUUGCGACGCAGAGGUGCGCACUGCCCAAAUUGUUCCACGCCAUCCCUCUCUUGUUCUGUUGUCCCGUGCGUGUCUGGACCGCCGGCUUCUUGCAACGCUACGAAGGCGGGGUCCUUUUAUCCGUUAACGGUAUUGUCAACUGGUUUCGUCUUUACACAGUCCCCUUGCGUUGUCCUUUUGGACAAAUUUUACCCGGCAAACCUCGAAUCGUGACGAUUUAUACUUUGAUACCAUAGGUAGGUUCUAGCACUGUGACGCUAGUGCAUUGCUGAUAUUAUGGUGUGUCUCGCCGUUGGUUGGCAUUUUUACUGAAAAUCAAACAAAAAUGUUGCUCUGUGGAUGAGCCGGUGAGACUAAAUUUGCAAGUGGUAAAAGACAAGAAAUUGGAAUGUGGUAAAUGCACGCUGUUGUGCUCACUCAUGUUGCUCCCAUCCCUGCCCUGUUGUACAGAAUCCUCGUCAGAUGGUAGCACCUGCCGCGCGCUCUAGUGGCAAAUCUGGGCAACUUGUGCCUGCCGUUCUUUGUGAUAGAUGCCGUUGCCUGCGGUACGGUUUUCUACGGUGGAGUUGUCUGAAUCUGAACGUAUGAGCGCGCUGAUAUAUGAAAAUAUACGAGUCAGAGUGUAUUA